AUGGCAGAAAGGUUAACACACCUUCAUGAUCUACCAGUACUCUCAUAUGUGAACGCUGAACCAAAAGUACUGAUCGAGCUGCAGAACUUGGAGCUCUUCGUGCCAUUGGAGAACCACAUUGGUCAACCUGAUGAGCCUAUAGCAGUACGCAGUGUUUUUGGGUGGACAGUGUAUGUACCUUGCAAAAUGAACACAGAGACCGAUCGUCUUGAAGGGCACGUGCGCAGGUGCGAUGGAGAUCGGGAGCUUAACGAAAUAAUACGUCAGCGAUUCGCUCUCGAGGACAUUGGGGCAUGUGCUAUGCUACCAGAGUCAGCUGAGGUAAAGCGAGCUCGAGAGUUACUGGAGCGAACUACAACGCGAAAGGAUUGUAGAUUUGUCACUGGAUUGUUGUGGAAGGAAGACGAUGUACGGCUCCCAAAUAGUCUACCGAUGGCGUUGAGGAGAAUGAAAAGCCUCGAAGCGAAGUUGGCAAGAGAUCCAGACCUGCGAGACAACGUGCACCAGCAGAUCCAAGAAUACAUCGAAAAAGACUAUGCACACAUGGCAACUGAAGAAGAACUAGCUGUGGCUGAUCCUAAUAGGAUAUGGUACCUUCCUCUCAACGUGGUAUCGCAUCCGAAGAAGCCCGAAAAGAAGCGACUGGUGUGGGACGCAGCGGCACAAGUAAAUGGCGUGUCACUUAAUUCCCUGCUACUAAAGGGGCCGGACUUACUAGUUCAGUUGUUACAUGUGAUCUGUAAGUUCCGGGAACGGCGCGUUGGAUUUGGCGGCGAUAUCGAGAAGAUGUUUCACCAGCUUAGAAUGAUCCCUGCAGACAUGCAUUCGCAACGUUUCCUGUUUCGUUUUGACCCCAGUCGACCUCCGGAUACCUACCUGAUGACGGUCGCUACCUUUGGAGCAACAUGCUCUCCAUGUUCCGCGCAGUACGUGAUGCACCGUAACGCCGACGAGUUUGCUGAGAAAUUUCCGGUAGCAGCAGAAGCUAUAAAGCAGAAAACCUACAUGGACGAUUACUUCGACAGCGCGGAUACGGCUCAAGAAGCAGCUGAACGAGCUCAACAAGUGAAGUUCAUCCAUUCGCAAGCUGGAUUCAACAUGCGCAACUGGGUCAGCAAUAGUGUUGAAGUGCUGCACAGUCUGGGAGAAACCCCCAAACAAUCACUGCGGCCGCUGUCUAGCGAUCAAAGCGAGGAUCGAGAACGCGUCCUUGGUAUGCUCUGGGAUCCGAUCAACGACUGCUUCCUGUUCUCCGACAACUGGCAGGAAGAAUUGACUCCGUACGUAUGUGAAAACCGUCGGCCAACCAAACGAAUAGCACUGCGCUGUAUUAUGAGUCUCUUUGACCCAUUGGGGCUACUGGCACCACUCCUCAUACACGGACGAAUGCUGAUUCAGGACAUGUGGCGUUCAGGAAUGGCGUGGGAUGAAGACAUACCGGAUGAAGUAUUUAGAAAAUGGCAGCAAUGGACUGGGCUGCUCCCAAUGGCAUACCAACUGAAGAUCCCGAGGUGCUACUUCGGAGACGCAGACCCGUGCUCAUAUCGAACUCUGCAGCUACACGUGUUCACAGAUGCGAGCGAAAAUGGAUUUGGAUGUGCUGCUUACUUCAGAAUAGUCGAGAAAGGACAAAUUCGGUGUUCGUUGGUCAUGGCCAAGAGCAAGGUAGCGCCUCUGAAAUACCAAUCUAUUCCACGAUUGGAACUACAGGGGGCACUCAUAGGCGCGCGGUUGAUGAAUAGUGUUUGCGAAAGCCAUACGCUGAAGAUCGACCAGAAGUUCUUGUGGACUGAUUCCAGCACCGUUCUUGCCUGGAUACGUUCCGAACACCGGAGAUACAAACAAUACGUUGCACACAGAGUUGGAGAGAUACUGACGCUGUCGGAACCGGAAAACUGGCGAUGGGUACCAUCGAAAGAGAACGUGGCAGACUGCUUGACCAAGUGGACUAAAGACACAGAACCGAGCUCUAGCGGCAGAUGGUUGAAUGGCCCUUCGUUCCUGUAUCACCUGGAAAGAGAAUGGCCGGAACAGCGACAUCCAGCAGAAACCAACGAAGAACUCAGAAGUCACGUGCUGUUGCACCGUGUUGCUAUACCCAAGAAUCUUGUGGACGCUGGCCGAAUCUCGAAAUGGAAUGUAUUAGUGCGAACGAUUGCAUUCGUCCAUCGCUUCAUCUCUAACUGUAGACGUCGCCUGCAGGGUCAUCCGAUAGAAACAAUUAGGGCAACGGCUGCCCAGGAGAAACUGCUCAUCAAGCCGAUACCUGCGAAGUUGAUACCGCUAUGCCAACAGGAGUAUGUGAAGGCGGAAAUGUUCUUGUGGCGCGCUGCUCAAAGUGAGUCCUAUCCCGACGAAAUGCGAGUGUUGCUGAACAAUUGGAACAAACCAACGGAAGAGCUCCUCAACGUAGAAAAAUCAAGCUCUCUGUACAAGUUAACACCCUUUGUGGACGAACACGGCGUUAUCCGAAUGGAAGGCAGAACAGCGAACGCCGCUUACGCAGCUUUCGACACCCGUUUCCCCAUCAUCCUACCAAAAGAUCAUCCGAUAACGCAACGUCUAAUCGAACAUUACCAUGGACAGUUCGGACACGCUAACAAGGAGACCGUAGUGAACGAGUUACGACAACGUUAUUACAUCCCCUGCUUACGUACUACUGUGGACAGAAUUUCGAGAAAUUGCCAGAGAUGUAAAGUAGCCAAGUGCAGGCCGCAGACUCCGCGCAUGGCACCACUUCCCAAGCAACGACUGACGCCGUACGUGAAGCCGUUUAGUUACGUCGGAAUAGACUAUCUGGGUCCUCUGGAAGUCACUGUGGGACGGCGUAGAGAGAAGCGGUAUAUCGUCGUAUUCACCUGCCUGGUUGUGCGGGCUAUUCAUCUGGAACUGGCGUAUAGUUUGACGACCGACUCGUGCAUCAUGGCAAUCCGAAGAUUCACCUGCAAAUGGGGCUCUCCAGUGGAGAUCUUCACUGACAACGGCACCAAUUUCAUGGGCGCCAACCGAAAAUUGAAGCAGCAUAUCAAGAGGAUUAACGACAAGUGUGGCGAAACCUUCACGGACGCGCGGACAAAAUGGACCUCCACCCCCCCCCCGCUGCGCCUCACAUGGGGGGCGUAUGGGAGAGAAUGGUUCGUAGCGUGA
This is a messenger RNA of Armigeres subalbatus, 3147 nucleotides long. RefSeq lists its product as uncharacterized. The coding region runs from base 1 to 3147 and encodes 1048 amino acids. The record is from RefSeq and is a predicted model, not a curated record. The transcript has a single exon. Gene Ontology annotation, molecular function: nucleic acid binding. NCBI's taxonomy places the organism in Eukaryota, Metazoa, Arthropoda, Insecta, Diptera, Culicidae.